AUGCGCACAGAAAAAACCACAACCUACGAUAUCGUUAUAUAUGGAUCUACUCCAGCAGCAAUCACUGCAGCUAUUCAGACGACACGUAUGAACAAGACUGUUGCGAUUGUUAGUCCAUCGAGCCAUAUUGGUGGUAUGACUACAUCAGGCCUUGGUUGGACGGACUCCAAAAAUGGAAAUGCCAUCGGAGGGAUUGCUAGAGGGUUCUACAAUCGGGUAUAUAACUACUACAAAUCGGACUCAGCGUGGACGAGAGAGACAAGAACGCAGUAUAUCAACAAACAAAUAGCUGCCCAGCCAGGACCAGCAAUAGACGAAACCAACCAAGUUCAAUGGACUUUCGAGCCACACGUUGCUGAAUCCAUAUUCGAAGACUGGAUGAAGGAGUUGAAAAUUCCCAUUUUCCGCAACGAGACUCUUCCCAUGUCGACUGACAGUGUAACAAUAAAAGAAAAUAGAAUCACCUCCAUCAAGACAGAGUCAGGUCAAGUGUAUGAUGCAUUAAUGUUCAUGGAUGCCAGCUAUGAAGGGGACUUUAUGGCUGCGGCCCAAAUUCCGUACAGAAUAGGGCGUGAAGCUCAAUCAGAAUUCGGUGAAUCCUUGGCCGGAAUACAGAUUGCAGCGGAUGAAGGCUACCUCGGAAUGUCUCCAUACCUUACAGCUGGAGAUCCUAACAGCGGCCUUAUCGAAGGAAUCGACCACAUUGUCACAGCUGAUGACGCGAAGAAGUUGAAUGGCACAGCUGAUAAUUAUCGGCUUCAGGCAUUCAACUAUCGACUUAGCCUCACGCAAACAACAGACAACCAAAUCCCAUUUACGAAGCCGGAAGAUUACGAUGAAGCCUCUUAUGAAAUUCUACUUCGCUAUAUUGAAGCUGGCUACCAUGACCUAUUUUUCACAAAACAACUUAUGCCCAACUUGAAAACAGACACAAACUCGAAUGGCGGAGUGAGCACUGAUUUUCUCGGUGGAAACUUCGACAAUGUUAAGAAAACAAAUUACAUCGAGGAGAGCUAUGAACAGCGCGCAGCGAUUGCCAACACUUAUAAGACAUACACGCAAGGCUUCUUCUGGACACUUGCCAAUCAUCCACGGGUACCUCAGAGAUUUAGAGACUCUGCAAGCACUUGGGGAUACGCCAAAGACGAAUGGACAACCAACGGAAAUUGGCCUUAUGAAAUCUACAUUCGAGAAGCUAGACGCAUGCAGGGGAAUUUUACUAUGACACAAGGCGACGUACAGACUCCCCAAACGUUUCCUCAAGACAGCGUUAUUGGCCUUGGAUCCUACACUCUUGAUGUGCACGAAGCAGAGAGAGUAGUCAUUGAUUCGGGUAUUCACAAUGAGGGGUUGAUCCACGUCCCAGUCGCACAGCCUUUUCCUAUCCCGCUAGGCAGUAUCAUUCCCCAGUCUUCCGACAUUGUCAACUUUUUGAAUCCAGUCACGAUGAGCAGCACGCAUGUAGCCUUUGCAGCUAUUCGGAUGGAGCCGACUUAUAUGAUAAUGGGACAGAGCGCAGCGACCGCUGCUGUGCUGGCAAUUGAGCAAUGCGCUAAUAUUCAAGAUGUAGACAGGGGCCAGUUAAGCGACAGGUUGGUGGAGGACAAGCAAGUAUUGUCUCUAUAG
This is a messenger RNA of Trichoderma virens Gv29-8, 1626 nucleotides long. RefSeq lists its product as uncharacterized. The record is from RefSeq and is a predicted model, not a curated record. The coding region runs from base 1 to 1626 and encodes 541 amino acids. The transcript is spliced from 2 exons. Lineage: Eukaryota; Fungi; Ascomycota; Sordariomycetes; Hypocreales; Hypocreaceae.